Bemisia tabaci is the source of this 935-nucleotide messenger RNA. NCBI's taxonomy places the organism in Eukaryota, Metazoa, Arthropoda, Insecta, Hemiptera, Aleyrodidae. The record is from RefSeq and is a predicted model, not a curated record.
AAUUCACCAGGCGAUAUCCACUCAGCGAGAGUUUCGCUCAUUCAAAACCGGCUGAGCGAACACAAAGUUACAAAGAAACAUGUAACAUAUGCAAUAAUUACUAGCCUAAUAUUAAAUGGGAAAUCAGAUGAAGUAAUCAUCAAUGAAAUAGUGGGUCAUGUUGCCCCGCCACCUCCCCCACCACCAGCAAUUUAUGGGGCAAGCCAGGUAGCACCCCCACCUCCUGGAUAUCCAUCAACCUAUCAAUUAUAUGGAGGAAGCCAAUAUGGAGCAAGCCCAAGCUGGGCAGGGCCCCCCGCCUGGGGAGGUCAAGGAUGGCCAAAGCCUCAUGAAUCACAGAAGACCAUGCAGAAUGACGCUACAUCAUUAAGAGAUGUUGUUAAAGAAGAGUUUAGAGCUCUUUGGGCAGAGGAGAGGAAGGCCGAAAAAGAGAGACUGGACAGAGAGAGAACAGAAAGAGAAAGGAGAGAGAGAGAUAGGAAAGAGAGAGAUAGGAAGGAAAGAGAGAGGCAGGAGAGAAAGAGAAGGGAAGUUGAAAGAGCGCGUCAGGAAGAAGAAAGGAAGACCAUGAAAGAAGCAGCUGAGAAAAAAGCCAAAGAAGAAGAAGAAAGGAAGACCAUGAAAGAAGCGGCUGAGAAGAGAGCAAGAGACGAAGAAGAGAAGAAGAUGAAGGAAGAAGCAGCUGAGAAGAGAGCAAGAGAGGAAGAAGAGAAGAAGAUGAAGGAAGAAGCAGAGAAACGGGACCAAGUCUCUAAGGCCAAAAGGAGGAAGAAGCUUUCUAAAGAAAUUCCGGCGGGAGAAUGGGUCUUUCAUUCUAUUCUACACUCUGCGAGUCAAUAUCAUCGGUGCUCGCAGAUGAUUCUUCUCGUUUAAUCUCUAAAAUAUUCUUUAAUGUAUUUUUUAUAAACAUAUAAAUAAAAUAUAUAUAUAAUUUA